GAGAGGGCCGGGCCUGCGAGGAAGACGCCGGGCCUGAAGGCUGGCGAGCUGCGGACUGGAGCGUGGAGGGCGAGGCGGCCGGGCGAGGUGGCGGUGCGAAGCUGUGAGGCUGGCGAGGGGUUUCCCCAGGACUGCCUCGGGCUCGGAGAGGCGGGAUCCCGCCAGGACGGGGUCCCUGAGGGAGGAGAACGGCACACGACGACCCAGAUUCCUCUCCUGCCGGGCAGGGACCUCAGACUUUUCCUGGCGGGUCGACCCCUUACCGAAAUCCCCCAACUGCCGCCCACACACGCCCUUGGCGGCGACCGAGCCACCUCCUGCUGCGGGGAGGCCGCCAGAGCACUGUCCAGGUUACUGUGGAUACCAUGAUGAAGACGACGUCCCUGUCUUGGAGAAACCCACCUUCUGAUAGAGAUAGAGAGAGUGGAGAAGUGAUAAGAAUGCAGUAUGGUGGGUACAGUAAUUAAGUGUUCUGGGUUUGCUGAAGAGCACAAGGUUAAGAGAAGAGAGAACAACAUGUCGCAGCCUCCAAGGCAGUUUCUUAUUCAUUGCAUUGUGCAACUGCCUCCUCUUCAAUUGCAUACUUCAUUUUAAUCCACAUUAUGGUUCCUGCAUUUUUCCAGAGAGGUUAAGAAAGCAAAAGACCCAUCAUUAUACAAAGUUUGAUUACUUCAAAGAAUCCUUUUGGUGCCAUUUAGAUGAGGAAAUGAACCCUUUACUAUUUGCAAAUAACAUUUCCUCUACUGUGAUGAAUUUGCUCAAAUCAUCUUGGAGACCACCUCAACACAUGGAUAGCCUUGAGUUGGGGGCCUACAGGAAGAUUCUAGAGCAUUUUUACCAAAACCAGCCUGUGCUUUCCUUCUGUCAGGAAGUCUUCCUUAAAAGAGAUGUCCCCUGGGAUUAAGAGAUCUUCGAACUAGGAGAAUGAUCAAAGACCAGCUGAGCCAGAAAACUUUCAAAGUCUCACAGCUGAAGGGGAAGGGAGACCUCAGCAGAGAUGGGCUGGUGUGGGAGGAAGCAGAGCAAAGGUGCUGGUGAUCACAGGCAGUGAGUGCUGUCUUACCUAUGCCAUAUAUCACUGGAAUUCCAACUCCGGGGACUCUGGCUGGCAGUCGCUUCUGGACAGACAUAUCGAGACACAAAAAAAGAGGCGACCCCUGGACCAGCGCGAGGGACCCACCCGCACGAUGACCGAGACCACCAAGACCCACGUAAUCUUGCUUGCCUGCGGCAGCUUCAAUCCCAUCACCAAAGGGCACAUUCAGAUGUUCGAAAGAGCCAGGGAUUAUCUGCACAAAACCGGAAGGUUUAUUGUGAUUGGUGGGAUUGUCUCUCCCGUCCACGACUCCUACGGAAAACAGGGUCUUGUGUCGAGCCGGCACCGCCUCAUCAUGUGUCAGCUGGCCGUCCAGAACUCCGAUUGGAUCAGGGUGGACCCAUGGGAGUGCUAUCAGGACACCUGGCAGACCACGUGCAGCGUGCUGGAGCACCAUCGGGACCUCAUGAAGCGGGUGACUGGCUGCAUCCUCUCCAAUGUCAACACGCCCUCCAUGACGCCUGUGGUCGGACAGCCCCAAAAUGAGACCCCCCAGCCCAUUUACCAGAACAGCAAUGUGUCCAGCAAGCCCACUGCAGCCAAGAUCUUGGGGAAGGUGGGAGAAAGCCUAAGCCGGAUCUGCUGUGUCCGCCCACCAGUGGAGCGCUUCACCUUUGUGGAUGAGAACGCCAAUCUGGGCACGGUGAUGAGGUACGAGGAGAUCGAGCUGCGGAUCUUGCUGCUGUGUGGCAGUGACCUGCUGGAAUCCUUCUGCAUCCCCGGGCUCUGGAAUGAGGCGGAUAUGGAGGUGAUCGUCGGGGACUUUGGGAUUGUGGUGGUGCCCCGGGACGCAGCUGACACAGACCGAAUCAUGAAUCACUCCUCAAUACUCCGCAAAUACAAAAAUAACAUUAUGGUGGUGAAGGAUGACGUCAACCAUCCCAUGUCUGUUGUCAGCUCAACCAAGAGCAGGCUGGCCCUGCAGCAUGGGGACGGCCAUGUGGUGGAUUACCUGUCCCAGCCGGUCAUCGACUACAUUCUCAAGAGCCAGCUCUACAUCAACGCCUCGGGCUAGCAGCCACACGGCCGCACGCUCCACUCUGCCCUCGUCCUCCGCCAACACACUGGCCCCUCCGGGCUCUGUCAGUCCCCCCGUUUUUCUCCUGCCUCUCUGUUUCUCCAUCUCCUCAUCUUGACUGUUCUCCCCACUUGCUGACUCAACCCUCCACAGUGUGGGGGACCUGCAGAGAACCACAGCAUACCCUCUUCAGCAGUCAUCUUUGGACAGACUUUCCUCUAGUCUCCGGGUUGGGGGUGGGUGAGGGAACGGGGGUGGGAGUUGGGGGAAGCGCAGUCCCUGGAGACGUGCUGGUGUCUGUCUCCCAGCAUGCUCUAGAGAGCGGCUCCGGCGCCCGUCCUCCCAGCAUGCUCUGGGGAGGCGGCUCUGGCUCUCGCCUUCCCAGCAUGCCCUUUACCACGAAGGGCUAUUUUUUUCCUUCUUUUCUUUUCUUUUUUUUUCUUUCUUCUCUUGUUUUUUUGUGUUUUUUGUUUUGUUUUGUUUUGUUUUGUUGCUGUUGUUGUUCUUCACUCCUCAUAGAAUUUGGAUGAAAUCUGUGUCCGUGGUUCUUUACGUUUGUAGUCUUGAUGCAUUCCUGUGGUGUUAACUUCCCAUUUGAUAGGAUAGCGUAGCCAGCCUCAGCGUGAGAGCCACACCCAGUAAAGAAGGCCAAGCCGCCUCCACCUGCCCAACACCCCCCACCUGCCCACUCACGCCCCACAAACCCCCACACACAGCAGCUGCCGACUAGGCUGAGGACUGAGGCUUUCAGGUUCCAAAACCUGGGAGGGAGGUGUGGGAAAAGUAGGGUUUCUCAGAAGAAUUUGUGUCCAUUUCCUUAAUUUCAGAAGACCAUUGUCCCGAUGCUCUGGGCCUGUGAUCACACAGAUCCAGUCCAUCCUCAUGUCCUGGUGGCAUCUGUAUGUGGUUCCUCCUUUGGGUUGUGACUAAUGGCAGAGUGGGUUCCCUGUCAGCCCAGCAUUUCCAAGGAACCUUCAGGUCACCACCCAAGCCCUUGGAGGUCCUACCUAGCCACAUUCCUGCAUCUGAGAAGAAUCACCCAUUCAAGGCCAAAUCCUAAUAAUGCAGCCAUUUCUGAAAUAAAACAUGCUAGGAAUUCACUCAACCCUAGAGAUCGUUGCUAAUUGGAAUUAUUUCUUGCCUGUUUGGCUGGGAAAUUUUUCUGUCAUGAUGUAAGUCCAAGAUGACCAAGGAGAGAGAGGCUUGUUGCCCUGAAGGGAAUUGAUGGUUCUCACCCACUCUUGCUGCGGUGCCUGAGGUUAGUUUCUUCUUGAGACACAGUACCUCAGUCUUGUUUCUGGAGCUGGUCAUAUCUCCUGCAGAGCCCAGAACCACAGUCAUUGCCUAAAGAAUUCUGUCUGGCAGGGGAGUGGGUUCACAGAACAGAGAUCAUGGUUGGGAGGGCACUAAAUUGUUUCAUCCUUUUUCUAAUUUCUUACCUUCCUCCGCUGUUCCUGGAAACAGUUCUGACAGACUGUUCUAGUUGUUCAGGUCUCACUCAUGCCCUGUUUUGAGAGCCAAAAGGAAAUUAUUCUCUUAUGCUCUGUGUCUCUCAUCUAGUCCCUGGCUCUUGGGCUUUUGGUUGUCUUCAUGGAAUAGGUCCCGGAGCAACAGGAUAUUUUUAUCAAAAUCUAGUACCAGUUAUGGCCCAGGAGGGGUGGGGUGAGACCUGACAUCGGGGACGCCAUUCUUCAGUACACAUUUCACGUCUGUGACAGUCUUCCAUAGCCUCCAGGAAAAGGAACUGGAUUCAACAGAAGAGCAUGUUCAAGUAGCAACCAGGAGGGUAUUAUUCCUUUUGGAUUAUGGAAAUAAUCUCCAGAGGAGGGAAUGAAGAACCUAUUCUUGGGUCUCAGUGUUUGGUUAAAGAUCAUGGAAUCAUAAAUGAAAAAAAAAAAAAAAACAAAACUUCAGAGAUUAGUUGAUUCAACAUUCUUCUUUAAACGAUGAGGGAACAGAGAUCCACUGGAUUAAAUGGCUGGUCCAAGGUUACACAGCAAGUGUAGAGCCUGGCAAAAGGGUAUUAUUUCCCUGACCCUUAGGGCAUCGUACCGCAUGAUCUCUGUCCCCCAGUUCCCCAUAAUACUGACCAGGUAACGUGGUCUUCUACUCUUUUCAGCCUUUACCUGGCAUCUUUCUCUUAAAUUAUGUCUCACCCAGGGGCUCCUGUAGAUGGCAUUGCAUAUGCCAGUCUUGAGGGAGGAGGGGUGUGAUGGGGAGGAAGGCCAUAGCUAGGUUUCCCUCAGAAAUCAAGAGAUCUCAGCAGCUUAGAGAAAAAUCCCAUAUAGUGACCCUCUGAAUCCAAGAAAGGAUGCUUUAUGGAAGGCUAGGAAAGACCUCGAGUGCUCAAGAUGACACCGGAGAAAGAGAGAGAGACAGAGAGACAGAGGAGCCUUUGGGCAAAGCAGUCCUAAGCCAGGAAAAGAAAAGAGGGAACCGGAUUCCCUAGGGGAACGUGACCUUCUCAAGAAUGUGAAGUUUAUCUACGGUUAGAGUUUAUUAUGAGGAUCUACGUGAGCAGAUCCAAGAGAAACCACACAUCUUUUGUCUCUUUGAUGCACCCCAUUACUCUGCUGGGUUCUGUGGUCAGGCUGCAUUUAGUCCACAGCCCAUGAGAGGGAACCAGGCUGGCUGUAUACAGUUGGUGUGGGGGUGGGAAGGUGCACAGGAAGGAAAAGAAUAGGGUCAUUAGAAGAUGUCUGGCAUGAAAUGGGGCAGAUCUUAUCUUGGUGGAUCACAGGGAUUGUAUUAAAAUAGCUUUCCUUAAAUAUAAGAAAAAGUGAAUUUCCUUUUGGGUAGAAUUGUCCAUUCCCCAACCUGCGCCAUUCUUCAUUUGCUAGGGGGGAGGGUAGAGCCCCCUCUCUCAGUCCAGGGCAGGACAUUGUGGCUGUGAUCCUGCAAAGGGUAGUGCCAGAAAGAUUCAGAGUCUGAAGUAGUGCCCUAGGUGCCAUGAGGAUGACCUCUAGUCCCUGACUUCCCCUCUGGGGUCCCCCUUCUUCCUCCAAAGGCCAACCCAAGGCUGGCAUGGCUCUGAGAUUGGGAGAAAGGCAUGGGCUGCAAUGGUCACGUUAAGAGGGGCCAGGAGCCUCAUUUCCUGCCUGCCAAUGAAAAACAUCUCUCCCGCUCUUCUGAAAGUGGCUGAUAUGAGUAAGAACAGGCAGGAGGGAAACCCUUUGUGCCAUUGACUCUUCCUCAAAGAAUGGCCCUCUGGGGAGCCCUGUGCUGCUACCCAACAGGCUACCCGGUACCUCAUUUGCCACCCCCUCCCCCAGGCAGUCUCUGGGGCCUUCUUGCUUUCAUUUUCCUUGAAUGUACAUAGGAACAGGGGAGGAAAGUCUCUUACUGAAGUGCCUGAAACCCAGAGCUAGAGCUUCUAGAGACGCUCUUCUUCCAUCUCCACUUCUGAAACUUCCCAGCGUUUUCUGGUCUCAUACUUCAGCUUCUCAGAAAGAAUAGAACUUGCUGUUCUAAUUAGGUAGAAAGUGAGACUCAGUAAUCAAACUGCAGCAAAAGGCAGAGAAUUAUAGGGAGACAUGACUGUGUUUUAACAACCCAAAUCUACUCUUUCAAACUGCUAUAAACACACACUUUAGGGGACUAAGAGAGAGAAGCAUGUUAUUGUAUUCCAUUCAUCAAAAGAGUGAUACAAAAAUAAAUCCGUAGAAUAUGAAAAGCUCGGGAUCUCUCCCAAGGUACCGCAGGAAGGCUUACAGAGGUGAGAUGGGGAGGAUGGAAACAGGGACUGAUUUUGUAGCUCUUCCAAUUAGGAUACCCGAGGAAUAGCAUUGUGGUGAAGGAGCCCACGCUCUCUGUCAGAUUCAUCCGGUCUACACCUUUCUAGAGCUGCCCAGUGAACUCAAUUCUUCAUGUGGUUUCUUGGUCAUGUCAGUUUGGGUGUCCUAUUAGCCUGUUCUAGUUACUUGGGAAUGCGCUACACUCUUUCCCUUCAGUCUAGCCCAGGUCCAGAACUCAGUUUGAUCCAAACAGUCUCAAGGAUUGGCAAGGGGAGGGGGGAAGCUUUUUUUUAAAUCACUUUUGGUCACUGAAUCUACCAUUUUAAGAGUAAGAUUUGCUUUAUGAAAAUCAAUUCAUUAAUAAAAACUACAUUGAAGUUGCAACACCAUUUCAUAGUGAAAUAUUUUGAGUAAAAUUUUGUUGCUAGCAUAGUCAUGGACAAAAGUUUUAUCAGCAAAAUGUUUGAAUUACGUUAAUAAAUAAGACAUGCUACUAGUCCUGUGUCUGUCCAGAAUCUUCUCUGCGAGUUGCAGAAUUAAUCAAUUUUUUGUCAUAGUCUUACUCGGCGGGAGCCAACAGUUGCAAAAAUGUUCUUAGAGCAGAUUUUCUGCCUGGUUUAGCUGAUGCCACAUGUGUGAUAUGACACUAUAUACAGCCACACCCAAGAAUCAUAGGUAGGGAAGAAUAAUUAGCAAAUUUGUGAACUGUGCCUAAGAAUUUUCAAUUGAGAAAAAUAGAUUCAAUUUUCAUAGAACCUACCUAAUCUUCAUAGUCUCCUAUUGGUUAGCUUUGGCUCCCUAAUGAAAUUAGUUCUUUAUGAAGCAAAAAUGUAUUUGUAAAAACUAAAUUUGCAUAACUCACUUUUGGUAUAAAAGAUCUUAAGUAAGACAAAUCAUUAAACUCACAGUUUUGGCAGUGUAAAAAGCAAAAAAAAUGAAUAAUUUGUUAAUUGCUUAGUUCUGCUCUAGUAGUUAUUUCAUUUGUAGUUGUGACAUGCUUUGUGUGUUGGUAUAGAUCCAAAUGGUGGCUGUCAUUAGCUAGUAUCGGUCGUGAUUCAGAUGGUAAAAUAGCAAUUCCCCUUUAGGCCCCUCAUUUAGGGCUUAGCCACUUGUUUGUCAGAUUAGCGGUGCUUUUAAAAAAAAAUCACUUUGGUUCUUACUAUGUGUUUUGUUGUUAUUGUUUAAGAUUGGAAUUAGUUAGCUUUGUGCGUGUCCAUCUGGGUUCGGUGGCCCAUCGUAAUGAUGCUUGAUAUGCCUUGUAAAUUGAUUACUUGUGUUUACGUUUGCUAUUUUGGCCACAAACCUAAACACUUUUUUUCUCUGUCCUGAGAGUAUGUAAUGUUGAAAGUUUGUUUAAAAUUGGGCAUAAACACUGGUUUAAUUUGCUAACUUACAUUAACUUAUAAAAUAUAUGUACUAUGAAUUAAUAUACAUGUACAUACACACUUCUUCCCUUAUGACCCAUAAGUAAGCUUCAGGUCUUGGAAUUUCUUGGAAAGUUCCAUGUAGCCCAUAGAAUAAAGAAAGCAGAAAAAAAAAACCAAAAACCUAAUCUCUAUUUUCCAGGUGGCAAAAUUGAGCCACAGCAAGAAUCCACAGCGCUCCCAUGACCAUGCAAAAACAUUGAAAGAAGACAUAAUAAAUAUAUCCCAGUCCUUGAGCCUCGUUCCAAACAUUGGACAUUACUGAGUAUCUUCUUCCCCUUUUCCCUGGCCUCCCAAGAGUACUGACAAGAAACCACAUCCUGGGAUAAAAUCAGAAAUACAUCUGCUUAGAAGCCAUAGCCUAUGGGCAGGUUCAUUCCUACCCCCCUCUCUAAACAGAAAUCCCUAUGAGUCAAAGUAGAUGAUGAUAUGCAUAAUGGCCUCCCAGCAGCACAAUUAAUCAGAAAGCUCUCAGGGGAGAAGUACAAAGGAGUUUUCAAUACCAGUUAGAAAUACUGAUGAGAACCAGGAAGGACAGCUCUCUUAACUUGACAGAGAGGGACAAGACUGGCAACAGAGGCUAAGUCCUGAGUAGGUUAUCUCUCAGCCGCACACCCCUUCUCUCUUCUUAGGGAUAAUUUGUCGGGUCCUCAAAGAUGAGGGAAUCAUGUCCAUACCCAGGGGAGUCAUAUGAGUCACUUUUCCACUUCCCAUCUCUAUUCAGAGAUCAUCUCCCAUUUAUCAGGGAAGACAUUCUAUGACCUUCUUAACAGUUUAUUCCAUUGAGGAAUCCCUUUAUGAUCGCAUGCUAUUAACUAAUGGAAUCCCUCAUCAAGUUCCCUAGAACAUAUGCUGCUUAAUCUCAUACCUGGCAGAGACAGACGCUGAUCACUAGCUACGCAUUCUAAUGAAUUAUCCCUUUUCAUAGAGUAGGAUUGUCACUGAGACAUGGCUUCUUACCAAGGGGCUAUAUUUCCCAGACCCCUUGCAAGUCAGAUGUGGUCAUAAAACUGGGUUCUGGACCAUGGAACGUGAGAGAAAGUGACGUGCAUCCCCUCCCAAGCCUGGCCCAAGGAAACCUUCCAGGUGUCUCCCACUUCCAUGUCUUUUUCCCUUUCUAAUCACUGGGAUGGAAAUGAUUCCCAGGGCAACCUUAGAAGUCACAUGUUGUAAAUGGCAACGUUCUGGAAUGACCAUGCGGAGGGUCACCCUACCGACUUUCUCCACAUCUGUUAUGAGAGCAAGAAAAAUGUCUCCUGUGUUUGAGUAAUGUACAUUUUUAGGCCUAUGUGACAUAGUAGUUAAUCUAAUCUAAUUAAUACAUAUACAUUACCUGGGCACUAGUUGUUAAUUACAGUGAGAGAUUUAUAGGACAUGUGAUUGAGUAUGCCCAAGACAGGAUUAUAAAUUCACUUCUACAGAAGGUAAAGCAAAGUGAUCAGACCUCUCAGAAUUUGUGGGGUUAAUGUGGACAGGAACAGAAUCUUUUCCUCAGCCACUUGGCUAGAUGGCCAAUUCAGGAUCUUAAUUUAUUAGAUUUUUAUCUAUUAAAAAGCAUGACAAUGUACAACAGACUAUUGAUUUUACCUUAAUUUCAUAGCCGAAGAAAAAAAGACAAAAAUAUUAAUUAAAACCCCACCCUGUUCAGGUUGUUCCAGAAAUAAAUCCUUCUUUAUGCUGAGGAGACAGCACCAAUUAACUCUAUAAUUAUAAAGUGCUCGAAUGGUUGCAAAGGGCAAAACAAGAUGUUCAGAAAAAUGUGAACUCUAGGACUCAUUGCUAUUUCUGGGGCAUUUUAGUUUCCAUUGCUUUGGUACCUCCAUCUUAGAUGAGUUUGACAAGUUAGAAACUGACCACAGCCAUCUAAGAAUUAUUCUUUAUUCAAAAACACAUCCAUGAAAAGCCAAGGAAGUACAAAGGCGAGUCUGCACCAACAUCUUCCAAGACGAGAUGGAAGCAUCUCUGGUCUUUCCAGCAAUUCCCACUGGUGUAAUCAUGACUCAACAGUCUGUUGCAAUCAGGUGUGGAAAGGGGAGGAGUGACAGCUAGAAUGCAAAGAAGUGUGCACAACCCAGAGCCAUCUCGGCUUUGCCAAAACCCAAGCGCCCCCCUGGGAGUGUCUUGCAACAUAUGUUCUGUUGAGAAGUGAGGUUGCAAACCAGGGGGUUAUUGCAAUAAAAACCACUUGUGAUGAACAAGAGUUGUACGUUUAAAUUUAUUUUUUUAAUGUUUGUCUUCCUUACUAGACAAUCAACUCUGUGAGAGCAGAGACUACGUCACCACUGUACCCCCGCCCCUGACACACAGGAGGUACUCAAUAAAUAUAUGUUGUAAGGAUGAAUGGAUGGAUGGAUGGAAGGAUGGAGUCUACCCAGCUCCAGUGUGAGUAGGAACAUUCUCUGCUAUAGGCAGAGAGAGUGAGAAAAUAAAACACACAGACACAUACAAUUUUUAGCAUUUGAAAAGUGGGAUUGGAUAAGGACUAAUAAAUCUUCUAGGUAAUUGUACUUCUUUCAAUGCCCAAGCUAUAUUUUUCUAUCACUUUGAAACCCAAAUUUAAAUACCUUCCCAAAGUUUGUUUUGCUGGUCGGAAAUGCUUUAAUAAAAGUGUAGUCUCUAACUAGUCAUGGCAUCACUGGAGAAAGGAUGUCACUUCCAGGCCCCAGAAGAACUCAAAGGUGGCAGGACCCAAGCAGGCACCAUGGCUCCAAAUGGACCAGCCUUACAGCCUCUCACUCCACCACUGUUCACUUCUUCCAGCUUGAAAGUGGAACACAUGUUGACAAACUGGGUGGUAAGUGGGAGGAACUCUGGUCAACAAGAAGCUUGCACUGGACACUAUAAAGCAAUAGUAUUUCACUGGCCACAGUGUGACUGGACUUCACUCUCUGUUCAGACAUUGAGAAGAAUUUUCUGGGUGGGCAAAGUACAAAAAAAAAAAAAAA
Zalophus californianus (California sea lion) is the source of this 10217-nucleotide messenger RNA. RefSeq names its product nicotinamide nucleotide adenylyltransferase 2 (gene NMNAT2). Gene Ontology annotation, molecular function: nicotinamide-nucleotide adenylyltransferase activity; nicotinate-nucleotide adenylyltransferase activity. The coding region runs from base 1188 to 2111 and encodes 307 amino acids. Gene Ontology annotation, cellular component: Golgi apparatus. The record is from RefSeq and is a predicted model, not a curated record. Lineage: Eukaryota; Metazoa; Chordata; Mammalia; Carnivora; Otariidae. The transcript is spliced from 14 exons. Gene Ontology annotation, biological process: NAD+ biosynthetic process.